AUGUUCCGUCUCUUGUUCCUCCUUGGGGUAGCUGUGGUGCUCCGGAUUGAGUACCUACUGGCAGCGGCCAUAGUGAGGGCAAAAGCACGUGAUUGGUCAGAGAAUAAGGUGCGUAUAUUCACUGCACGUGUGAUUUCACUGACUCAUGCUACACUUUCAUCGAUAGGAUGUUUAUGCAGCCUUUUAUCUGAUUCAAACUAUGUAAAAGAACCGUACGAUUAUGCAACAUACUCGGCACAAUACAUAUUUCUUUUUUCAAUGGGCUAUUUCAUCUACGAUAUGACGGAUAUGUAUAUUCACGGUGAAGCACCCUACUCAAAGGAAUACUUUGUUCAUCAUUCACUAGUAGUGACGGCAUUUUCGAUUAUUCUGUACACGGGCAAAUUGUUUGGAUUCGCAAUGAUUGGUCUUCUUGUGGAGGUGCAGACGAUUUUCCUACAUUUGCGCACAAUGGUGCGUCUGACCGGCUAUGCUAAAAAGCGCUCACCCAUCUACAAUGCUCUUAUUUACGCAAACAUGGGCUGCUUAUUUGUGUUCAGACACCUAACAAUUACUUACCUUCUUUAUGUGAUGCUUUACAAAGAUGAGAAAUGUCCACUUACUUUACGAGCAUUCCUCGUCAGUGGUCUCCUGUUCCUUACCUAUCACAACACACACUUGACGGUUUCAAUGGUGAAAUCGGAUGGAUUCUUUGGCUAUGAAAUGCAAGCCCUUGACGAGGAUCACGUCGACCCACUUGGACCAGUGAAAGUAAAAAAAUCGUAA
Messenger RNA from Cooperia oncophora, 765 nucleotides. The record is from the annotation of a GenBank genome assembly. Lineage: Eukaryota; Metazoa; Nematoda; Chromadorea; Rhabditida; Trichostrongylidae.